AUGGGGAGAUCUCCAUGUUGUGAGAAAGUGGGGUUGAAGAGGGGACGAUGGACAGCAGAAGAAGAUGAAGCAUUGACCAAGUACAUCCAACUCAAUGGAGAAGGAUCCUGGAAGUCUUUACCCAAUAAUGCAGGUUUGUUGAGGUGUGGGAAGAGCUGCAGGCUGAGAUGGAUAAACUAUUUGAGGCCAGACUUGAAGAGAGGGAACUUCACUGCUCAAGAGGAAGAAACCAUUGUUAAGUUGCACAGCACUUUGGGGAAUAGGUGGUCAUUGAUAGCAGCAGAGCUGCCAGGACGAACAGACAAUGAGAUAAAAAAUUACUGGAAGACUCAUUUGAGGAGAAAAAUUUACAGCUUCACCAAGAAAGUACAUAAUGGAUCUCCAACAGUGGAGGCUGUCAGAAUUGGUGAGUUAGCACAGAAACGCAGAGGUCGAACCAGCCGGGCAAACAUGAAAAGGCAAAAGCUAGCAUUGAUGUCACUAGGGAAGGCUAACAAGAAUAACACACCAGAGGAAACCAACAUCAUUGGACAAAUGGAAGGCACCGAUAUUGUGAGAGAUUUGCAGCCCACGGACCUUGGAGCACGUGGUUGUUGUAUGAACAGCGGUGCCAGGACCGUAGAUGGUAGAAUUAAUGGCGAGAGUAGAAUUAAUGGCGAGAGUGAAAGACCAGCAAUAUGUUCUGGUGACGAGAGCUGCAACAGCAUCGCAGCUCAAGUAAUGUUCGACUGUGAAACUGAUGUUUUUGGACCAUAUGAGUGGCUGGAUAGUGAAAUACAGCGGCUUAGCGUCGUUUUGAAGAGUGAAUGUGCGGAAGUGAGUCCGAGUGGGGAUGGUUGCUUUGACCCCAAGGAAGAAAAUGGCGGUAUCAUGGUCACGACUGAGGAGAUGGACAAAGAAAUCCCAGCGGUCCAAGAAACGAAGUCCAAAAGUCAUCAUGACGAGGAAAUUAGAGGGAGCUGCAGCAUUAAUUGGAACUCGGAUUGUGGGAGGAGUUGUGGAGAGUCGCAGGUGCGUCGUUCAUCGCCAUCGGACCCAUGGUUUGAUGAGGGGUGGCUCGGUUGGGAUCUUGACCAAGCUGACGCACUUGGGUUUUGCAGCCAUGAUCCAUGGGAUGAUCUUAAAUACUUCCAAAGUGUUCAUCAAAACCAUCAAUGGGAAUCAUGGGAUGAUCUUAUAUACUUCCAAAGUGUUGAUGAAAAUGACCACCGAUCUAUGUAA
This is a messenger RNA of Theobroma cacao (cacao), 1221 nucleotides long. RefSeq lists its product as uncharacterized. Lineage: Eukaryota; Viridiplantae; Streptophyta; Magnoliopsida; Malvales; Malvaceae. The record is from RefSeq and is a predicted model, not a curated record.